This is a messenger RNA of Panthera uncia (snow leopard), 4604 nucleotides long. Its product is annotated as zinc finger protein 264-like. The coding region runs from base 1261 to 3141 and encodes 626 amino acids. The transcript has 4 exons. Gene Ontology annotation, biological process: regulation of immune system process; regulation of cytokine production; negative regulation of transcription by RNA polymerase II. Lineage: Eukaryota; Metazoa; Chordata; Mammalia; Carnivora; Felidae. The record is from RefSeq and is a predicted model, not a curated record.
ACCCAGGUCAGUGGACGUUGGCGUCGGAGUUGCUGCGUCUGUGCGAGGGCGGAGACGGGCCCCCCGUGGGCCGGGAGCCCCGACGUCCGCUGGACCGAUCUCCGCACUCGCGGGGUGUGGAGGGUGGGGCUGGCUUGCGGCUUAACUGACCCCGGGUUCCGUGGAGUGCUUGGUCUCGGGCUCGCCAGUAAGUUGUGGAAAGAACGAAUGAUGCUUCCGCCUGGGACUCCCGUCAGUCUUAGGGUAAAUCCCGCCCCCAACGGGACCUGGGAGGACCCACGCUGCCCCCACCUGCCCUCUUCUAACAGGUGACCUUGGGCGUCGGGCGGAGGGGGUCCGCUUUCCGGGCAGAGACAAGUUCAGGGGGCCCGGGAGGGGCAGUGAGGUUGCGGUGGUCCCAGCUGCUGGGGCGGGGGGCGGGGGGCGGGAUGCUCCACCCCUCCUCCGCCAGCACCGACUUGGCGGCCAGUCAGAGGCCCUUCUUCCCGUGGCCAAAGCCUGUGUUCUCCGUAGCCAUUUGUGCUCCCUGGUCCCGAAGUGUCCUGGCCUCGGGGCAAGUGCUGUCAGAGCUCAGGAAGGAGGCUCAUGGUUCCUGGUGGAGUCUCCCCGGGAGUGAGGUGGGGAGCGGGCGGCGCAGGUCCGGUCCCUGCCGGUUACCCAGGGAGGCGCCAACCCUCCAGGUGCCGUUCUUGUGAGGUCAGUGCUGAGGGUUCUGCUCCUCUGCCCACGUUCACGAAAAUAGUUUCAGGAUUGAUGGAAAUGUAUUUAACGACAAAAGUUGGGGCACAUGCUUCCCAAUGUCAGUACAUCGUAAUCACUGUGAUUACGGAGGAAUUCCCGAUGCCCUCUCUUCCUCCCUGUACAAGAGUAAGCAGCGGUUAACAUGUUGCCUCUGGUUUGUGAGAGGCAAGGCUUCGGGUGAAUUGGGGGAACUCCCUUAGCCUUUCGGGGACUGGUUGGAGGUGAUGAGAUGUCUCCCCCCACCCCCCACCCCCGCCCGGGGGGGGGGGGCUGUGGGAGAAAUGAGAACCCAAAGAAGCUGAGCUGAGUCAUCUCUAUGUAAGUCUCACGGCUGCGACCAGUGAAGCGGGAACUAUGAUUGUAUUGAUCCAGAAACAGACGCUCAGAGAAAUGAAGUGAUGUCUUCAAGGUUAACACAGCUGGCAAGUGUCGGCUUUCAAGAGUUUGGAUUCCAGCCACAGGAGACUGACUUACGGACUGGGGACUUGUAGUCGCUUUAACCAGGAUGUGCCCCUCAGCAUGGGGCAGGCAGCGAGCAGGACCAGUGAGGCUCAGGUAUCUGUGACCUUCGACGAUGUGGCCGUGACUUUUACCCAGGAGGAGUGGGGGCAGCUGGACCCGGCCCAGAAGACCCUGUACCAGGAGGUGAUGCUGGAAAACUGUGGACUUCUGGUGUCUCUGGGGUGUCCCGUCCCCAGACCGGAGCUCAUCUGCCAGCUGGAGCGCGGGCAGGAGCCGUGGACGGCGAAGAGAGGCCUCUCCCAGAACACCUAUCCAGGUGACAAGGACAAACCCAAGACCAUGGAACCCACCACUUGUGAUCCAGCCCUGCCUGAGGGGGCCUCGUUCCAGGAACUAAGACGUGGUGACCCAGGGAACUACCAGCUGGGCCAAACCAAGGAUCAGCGUGGACCGUCAGAAAUGCAGGAAGGACACUCGAGACCAGGGUUUGAAGCCCAGAGGGAGAAAAUGACCCCUGAACGUGGUGGUUCAGGAACAGCUGAUGGAGUGUGUUCGCGGAUUGCACAGGACCUGGUCCCCCUAGGUGGUGCCAUCCGUGACCGUGACUCAUGUGGAUCGGGUAAAGAUCCCGUGAUUCAAGAAGAGGAAAAUGCCUUUAAGUGCAAUGAAUGCGGGAAAACUUUUAAUAAGAAGCACCUUCUUGCUGGACAUGAAAAGAUUCACUCUGGAGUGAAGCCCUAUGAAUGCACUGAGUGCGGGAAAACCUUCAUUAAGAGCACACACCUCCUCCAGCACCACAUGAUCCACACGGGGGAGAGGCCCUACGAGUGCAUGGAGUGCGGGAAGGCCUUCAACCGCAAGUCCUACCUUACACAGCACCAGCGGAUUCACAGCGGGGAGAAGCCUUAUAAGUGCAACGAGUGUGGAAAGGCCUUCACCCACCGCUCCAAUUUUGUCCUGCAUAAGAGGAGACACACCGGUGAGAAAUCCUUUGUGUGCAAAGAGUGUGGGCAGGUCUUUCGACACAGGCCGGGUUUCCUUCGACAUCACAUCAUCCACACUGGCGAGAAUCCCUACGAAUGCUUCGAGUGUGGCAAGGUCUUCAAACACAGGUCCUACCUCAUGUGGCACCAGCAGACUCACACUGGGGAGAAGCCCUACGAGUGCAGCGAGUGCGGGAAGGCCUUCUGUGAGAGCGCGGCCCUCAUUCACCACUACGUCAUCCACACGGGGGAGAAGCCCUUCGAGUGCCUGGAGUGCGGGAAGGCCUUCAACCACAGGUCCUACCUCAAGAGGCACCAGAGGAUCCACACCGGGGAGAAGCCUUUCGUGUGCACCGAGUGUGGAAGGGCCUUCACCCACUGUUCCACUUUCAUCUUGCACAAAAGGGCCCACACCGGAGAAAAACCUUUUGAGUGCAAAGAAUGUGGGAAAGCCUUUAGCACUAGGAAGGACCUCAUCCGACACUUCAGCAUCCACACCGGGGAGAAGCCCUUCGAGUGCUCUGAGUGCGGGAAGGCCUUCAACCGCCGCUCGGGGCUCACGAGGCACCAGCGGAUUCACAGUGGAGAGAAGCCCUAUGAGUGCAUGGAGUGUGGGAAAUCCUUCUGCUGGAGCACAAACCUCAUCAGGCACGCCGUCAUCCACACCGGGGAGAAGCCCUAUAAGUGCAGCGAGUGUGGCAAGGCCUUCAGUCGCAGCUCCUCCCUCACUCAGCAUCAGAGGAUUCAUACUGGGAGACACCCCGUCAGGGGCAGCGCAGCAGAAGUGGGGAGACCCUUCGCGAGCGGGCAGUCCUCGGUCACCCUGCGAGAACUCCUUCUGGGGAAAGACUUCUUGAAUGUAACCACCGAGGAAAACCUUUUGCCGGAGAAAACCUCUACCAUGGCAUCUGAUCGAACAUACCAAAGAGAGACCCCCCAGGUAUCUUCGCUGUGAGAAAAUCAUCCAUCCCAGGCCGUCAGGAGUCGUGUAGAGAUGCAGUUAGAGAUUGGCCCGGCCCAGAGCCUUACUGUGCAUCUGAGAGUUCAUCCGGGAGAGACCGGUGUUGAUUAUGCAGGAAGUAAAAUGUUCAGCUACUUUUUUCUUAGUUUACACUGCAGCGUUAUCUCAGGAAUUUUUAUAAAAAGAAGGUGGAGAUUAGAAGGGCAAAUGAAAUGAAAAGUUUGUGAGACUUCUCUGUCAAGCUUUGUCAAGCACUUUGUCAUGGAUUCCUUUGUUUACUUGGGGCAGGGGGGGUGUUUCAGAGGCCACGGGCCUUGACCCUUUGUGUGUCUUGUAUAUACAUUCAUUACUGUUCAGUGGCAGGAGAGUUAGACAGACGAGAGGGCAGGUAUUCAAAGCGGUAAAUACACACAUAAGAAUGGGCACAUUGUCUUGCACCAGUUAAGACGUUAAGACUUCACAGUUUUAGAAAACAAACUUUUUUAUUUGGUUUUAAACCCCAAACACCCAGACUUUUUCUUGAUCCCAUCUAUUUACUUAGUUUCCGUCGCUAUACGGUAAACCUCAAAAUUAGGUAAAAGUGAUUUCUCUCUAUUACUUAAAUUGAUUUAGUUUUCCUAGUUCCUUUGACUUUUCAUAUAAAUCUUAGGGUGCAGAAAAUCGUGUUUGCAUUUUAUAGGAAUUGGUUUGUAGAUCUGUUUGUUGAAAAGCAGCAUCAUGAACAUCGUACAUGCUAUGAUACUUCACUUAUUUAAUUCUUGGUAUUUCAUUACCGUUUUAUAAUUUUCAAUACAGGCUCUGUAUAUUUUUGUUAAGAUUUGUAACUAGGUGUUUUGUUUUUUGAGUGUAAAUGGCAUUGAUUUUUACACUUUGAUUUUCCAUAUGAUCUUCAGUAGUAUGCAGAAUGAUCAUUGGUUUGGGGGAUGAUAUUUUGGUAACCUGCACCCUUGCUAAACUCACAUUAUUUCUAGCCAUUUCUCUGGGUAGAAUCCUUAGGAUUUUCUGCAAAGGUACAUCAGCUGCAGAUAGAGUUUUAUUUCUUCCUUCCCAUCUGUUUAUCUAUGACUUUAUUUUCUUACUGCUCUAGGUGUACUUCCAGUGUGAUAUCAGAUAGGAGUAGUAAGAAAGGAUGCCCUUGACUGAUUCCUCAAAUGAGGCGGGAAACUUUGUUUUUCAUCAAAUACAAUGUUAAAAGUUCUUUUUGGAGUUUUCUUAUCAAGUUUAGAAAAUUUCCAUCUAUUCCUAAUUUACUGAGUUGUUUGUUUGUUUUUUUUAAUUAUGAAUAAGCGUUGGAUUUUGCCAAAUGCUUUGCCUCCAUCAAUUGAUGUGAUUAUCUGAUUUUUCCUUUAUAGUUUAUGGAUAUAUAGUGUAUUAACUGAUUAGGUUUGAAUAUUGAACCAGUCUUGCAUCCUUGGAAUAAAUCCCACUUGGUUGUGGAGUAUAAUUUUUUUUUUACA